This is a messenger RNA of Drosophila takahashii, 5269 nucleotides long. It is a transcript of the gene arr, whose product is annotated as low-density lipoprotein receptor-related protein 6. Gene Ontology annotation, molecular function: Wnt-protein binding; Wnt receptor activity. Gene Ontology annotation, biological process: canonical Wnt signaling pathway. The record is from RefSeq and is a predicted model, not a curated record. Lineage: Eukaryota; Metazoa; Arthropoda; Insecta; Diptera; Drosophilidae.
CGCCCCAGUUCGGUCACACUGUUCGAAAGAGCGAGACGAAAAACACGGCAACACGGCGAACGGAAAACUCAGUGAAAAUUUUUCCGUGUGAUUACUAUGUGCGCCUAACAAAAGACAAACGAUCGGGUCGCGUCAUCUGUUAUUUUUUUGCGCCAAAUGUCUUAAAAUUCCGGAGAUUGUGCUUCCAAAAUAAGAUGGCCCUCGAGCCAUACAUAAAGUCUGCUGAAAUCGAACCUCAAUUGUGCCAAGUUAUAGCAAAUAAUGAAGAUGUGACAACGAAAGCGUCGAAAUGCGCGACAUUUAACCGGGGAGUGGGAUGGCGACAUCUGCUGAUCGGCUUUCUACUGAUUUGCUUUGGCAUCUCAAACAGUUGGCAGUACAAAAAUGUUCACAUGCCCAGCUCCUCAUCUCUGAUAGCCAGCCCGCCCGCCAGUGCGUUCGUGAACACGCCGGCCACCCUGCUCUUCACCACGCGCCACGACAUCCAGGUGGCGAACAUCACGAGGCCCACGGGCGGACCUCAGAUCGAUGUGAUUGUCCGCGAUCUGGCCGAGGCGAUGGCCAUCGAUUUCUACUACGCCAAGAACCUGGUCUGCUGGACGGAUUCCGGCCGGGAGAUCAUCGAGUGCGCCCACACCAACUCCUCGGCGCUGCAGCCGCUUUUGCGGGCGCCGAAGCAAACUGUGAUAUCCACGGGUCUCGAUAAGCCCGAGGGUCUGGCCAUCGACUGGUAUACGGACAAAAUCUACUGGACGGACGGCGAGAAGAACCGGAUUGAGGUGGCCACGCUGGAUGGCCGCUACCAGAAGGUGCUCUUCUGGACGGAUCUCGAUCAGCCGCGUGCGGUGGCCGUGGUUCCCGCUCGCAAGCUGCUCAUCUGGACGGAUUGGGGCGAGUACCCGAAGAUCGAGCGGGCCAGCAUGGAUGGCGAUCCGCUGUCUCGCAUGACGUUGGUCAAGGAGCAUGUGUUCUGGCCCAAUGGAUUGGCCGUAGACCUGAAGAACGAACUGAUUUACUGGACGGAUGGCAAGCACCACUUCAUCGAUGUGAUGCGGCUGGAUGGAAGCAGUCGGCGGACGAUAGUCAACAACCUGAAGUACCCCUUUAGUUUGACCUUUUUCGACGACCGUCUUUACUGGACGGACUGGCAGAGGGGAUCGCUGAAUGCGUUGGAUCUGCAGACCCGUGAGCUAAAGGAGCUGAUUGACACGCCCAAGGCGCCGAAUUCUGUGCGAGCCUGGGAUCCCUCGCUGCAGCCAUACGAGGAUAAUCCGUGUGCCCACAACAAUGGCAACUGCUCGCAUCUCUGCCUGCUGGCCACGAACUCGCAAGGCUUUAGUUGCGCCUGUCCCACGGGCGUCAAGCUAAUCUCCCCGAAUAUCUGUGCCAAUGGAUCGCAGGAAAUGAUGUUUAUUGUGCAGAGAACGCAGAUCAGUAAGAUAUCCCUGGACUCGCCCGAUUACACCAUAUUCCCGCUCCCCUUGGGCAAGGUGAGGUAUGCCAUAGCCAUCGAUUACGAUCCGGUGGAGGAGCAUAUCUAUUGGUCCGAUGUGGAAACGUAUACGAUCAAACGAGCUCAUGCCGAUGGCACGGGAGUCACGGACUUUGUGACCUCCGAGGUGCGUCAUCCCGAUGGCUUGGCGCUGGAUUGGCUGGCUCGCAAUCUGUACUGGACGGAUACGGUGACGGAUCGGAUUGAGGUGUGUCGCCUGGACGGAACGGCCAGGAAGGUGCUGAUCUACGAGCAUCUGGAGGAGCCGAGAGCCAUUGCGGUGGCACCUUCGCUGGGCUGGAUGUUCUGGAGCGAUUGGAACGAGCGCAAGCCCAAGGUGGAGCGGGCAUCGCUGGACGGAUCGGAGCGUGUGGUUCUGGUCUCCGAGAACCUCGGUUGGCCCAACGGCAUUGCCUUGGACAUCGAGGCCAAGGCGAUCUACUGGUGCGAUGGCAAGACGGACAAAAUCGAGGUGGCCAACAUGGAUGGCUCCGGCCGGCGCGUCGUGAUUAGCGAUAAUCUGAAGCAUCUGUUUGGCCUGAGCAUCCUGGAUGACUACUUGUAUUGGACAGAUUGGCAGCGUCGCUCCAUAGAUAGGGCCCACAAGAUCACUGGAAAUAAUCGGAUAGUGGUGGUGGAUCAGUAUCCGGAUUUAAUGGGCCUCAAGGUGACUCGUUUAAGGGAAGUGCGCGGUCAGAAUGCUUGUGCUGUGCGGAACGGAGGCUGCUCGCAUCUCUGCCUGAAUCGGCCGAGGGAUUACGUGUGCCGCUGUGCCAUCGACUACGAGUUGGCCAACGAUAAGCGCACCUGUGUGGUGCCAGCUGCCUUUCUUCUGUUCUCCCGCCAAGAGCACAUUGGUCGGAUUUCCAUUGAGUACAACGAGGGCAAUCACAACGAUGAAAGGAUACCCUUCAAGGAUGUGCGCGAUGCCCAUGCCCUGGAUGUGUCUGUUUCGGAGCGGAGGAUUUACUGGACGGAUCAGAAGAGCAAGUGCAUCUUUCGGGCCUUCCUGAAUGGCUCCUAUGUGCAGCGGAUUGUGGACUCGGGUCUGAUUGGACCCGAUGGCAUUGCCGUCGAUUGGUUGGCCAAUAAUAUCUACUGGUCGGAUGCCGAGGCGCGGCGCAUUGAGGUGGCCCGUUUGGACGGAAGCAGCCGGAGGGUGCUGCUCUGGAAGGGAGUGGAGGAGCCACGAUCCCUGGUGCUGGAGCCGCGACGCGGUUACAUGUACUGGACGGAAUCGCCGACGGACUCGAUUCGCCGGGCGGCCAUGGAUGGAACCGAAUUGCAGACAAUCGUAGUGGGCGCUAAUCAUGCCGCCGGACUUACAUUCGAUCAGGAGACGAGGCGUCUGUACUGGGCCACCCAAUCGCGGCCAGCUAAAAUCGAAAGCGCCGAUUGGGACGGCAAGAAGCGGCAGAUUCUGGUGGGCAGCGACAUGGACGAGCCGUAUGCGGUGUCCUUGUACCAGGACUAUGUGUACUGGAGCGACUGGAACACCGGCGACAUUGAGCGCGUGCACAAGACGACGGGUCAGAAUCGCAGCCUCGUUCACUCGGGCAUGACUUACAUCACCUCGCUGCUGGUGUUCAACGAUAAGCGACAGACUGGGCAGAAUCCCUGCAAGGUGAAUAAUGGAGGCUGCUCGCACCUCUGUUUGUCGCAACCCGGAAGGCGGGGAAUGACCUGCGCCUGCCCCACCCACUACCAGUUGGCCAAGGACGGCGUCUCCUGCAUUCCGCCCAAGAACUACAUCAUCUUCAGCCAGCGGAACAGCUUCGGAAGGUUGCUGCCGAACACCACAGAUUGCCCGAAUAUUCCGCUGCCCGUGUCGGGCAAGAAUAUUCGUGCUGUGGACUAUGAUCCCAUCUCUCAUCACAUUUAUUGGAUUGAGGGCAGAAGUCACAGCAUCAAGCGAUCUCUGGCAAACGGAACCAAGGUUAGCUUGCUGGCAAAUUCUGGGCAACCUUUUGACCUAGCCAUCGAUAUCAUUGGGCGUCUGCUCUUCUGGACGUGCUCCCAGUCCAAUAGUAUUAAUGUAACUAGCUUCCUGGGCGAAUCCGUUGGCGUCAUCGAUACCGGGGAUUCGGAAAAACCUCGAAACAUUGCCGUGCACGCCAUGAAGCGUCUGCUCUUUUGGACCGAUGUGGGCAGCCAUCAGGCCAUUAUACGUGCCCGCGUUGACGGCAAUGAGCGCGUUGAGUUGGCCUACAAACUGGAGGGCGUCACUGCCUUGGCUUUGGAUCAGCAGUCCGAUAUGAUUUACUAUGCUCACGGCAAGCGGAUUGAUGCCAUCGAUAUUAAUGGAAAGAACAAAAAAACCCUGGUUUCAAUGCACAUCUCGCAAGUGAUCAAUAUCGCCGCCCUGGGUGGAUUUGUCUACUGGCUGGAUGACAAAACCGGUGUGGAACGCAUCACUGUCACGGGCGAAAGGCGAUCCGCUGAGCUGCAGCGCCUGCCACAAAUCACCGACAUCCGUGCCGUCUGGACACCCGAUGCGAAGGUGCUGCGCAACCACACCUGCCUGCACAGCCGCACCAAGUGCUCCCACAUCUGCAUAGCCAGCGGCGAGGGAAUGGCUCGCACCCGCGACAUCUGCUCCUGCCCCAAGCAUCUAAUGCUGCUGGAGGACAAGGAGAACUGCGGCGCCUUUCCCGCCUGCGGACCCGAUCACUUCACGUGCGCGGCUCCCGUAUCGGGAAUCAGUGACGUGAACAAGGACUGCAUACCGGCCUCCUGGCGCUGCGACGGACAGAAGGACUGUCCGGACAAGUCGGACGAGGUGGGCUGUCCCACAUGCCGGGCGGAUCAGUUUAGCUGCCAGUCGGGCGAGUGCAUCGACAAGUCGCUGGUCUGCGAUGGCACCACCAACUGUGCCAAUGGUCAUGACGAGGCGGAUUGUUGUAAGCGGCCAGGGGAGUUUCAGUGUCCCAUCAAUAAGCUCUGCAUCUCCGCCGCCCUGCUCUGCGAUGGCUGGGAGAAUUGUGCCGAUGGAGCCGAUGAAUCCUCAGACAUUUGCAUGCAGCGUCGCAUGGCGCCCGCCACGGACAAGCGCGCAUUUAUGAUACUGAUUGGAGCCACCAUGAUUACCAUCUUCUCGAUUGUCUAUCUGUUGCAGUUCUGCCGCACGCGGAUUGGCAAGAGCCGAACGGAGCCAAAGGACGAUCAGGCCACGGAUCCAUUGUCACCCUCAACGCUGAGCAAAUCCCAAAGGGUGUCCAAGAUCGCCUCCGUGGCGGAUGCCGUUCGCAUGUCCACGCUCAAUUCGCGCAACAGCAUGAACUCCUACGAUCGCAAUCACAUCACUGGCGCCUCGAGUUCAACAACGAAUGGCAGCAGCAUGGUGGCAUAUCCCAUUAAUCCGCCACCCUCGCCGGCGACCAGAUCGAGACGUCCGUACAGGCACUACAAGAUCAUCAACCAGCCACCGCCACCAACGCCCUGCUCCACGGACAUUUGUGAUGAGUCCGACUCGAAUUACACGAGCAAAUCGAACAGCAAUAACAGCAAUGGAGGGGCCACGAAGCAUUCUUCCAGCUCGGCGGCCGCCUGCCUGCAAUACGGCUACGAUAGUGAGCCGUAUCCGCCGCCGCCGACACCGCGCUCGCACUACCACAGCGACGUUCGCAUUGUGCCGGAGUCCUCCUGCCCGCCAUCGCCGUCGUCACGGAGCUCCACGUACUUUUCGCCGCUUCCGCCCCCGCCAUCGCCCGUUCAGUCGCCCAGUCGGGGUUUCACGUAACAUUUUGAGAUUUACAUGUAAGGCGAAAGAAAGAGGAA